UAAUCAUAAAAUUAUAAAAACAAAAUUUAAAUCCAAAAACAAAAACCAAAACUUUCUCGUAAAUCCAAAAAGUUUUGAUAUUUUUUUUGAUAUAUAUAUACAGAGUGAAUGAUAAGUAAAUUAUGAAUGAGUAAGAAUCAUGUGAUUCACCACCUCUAAAAGGAGCUAUAUUAAAUUUGUCUACCCACAAACCAAACCAAACCCUUUUGUUUUUUUGCAGUUGUUUUUUCAGAAGUUGUUUAACAUUUUUAGUUUUAAAAGAGGUUUCUUGUUGUUUUUGAUUGUUGGUUUUUGUUCCAUCAAUGGCUGCAAGUGCUUCAAGGUUCAUCAAGUGUGUCACAGUAGGAGAUGGGGCUGUUGGCAAAACUUGCAUGCUUAUUUGCUACACUAGUAACAAAUUUCCUACUGACUAUAUACCCACUGUGUUCGACAACUUCAGUGCAAAUGUUGUAGUUGAAGGAAUCACUGUCAACUUAGGCCUUUGGGACACAGCUGGACAAGAAGAUUACAAUAGAUUGAGGCCCUUGAGUUACAGAGGGGGUGAUGUCUUUGUGUUGGCUUUCUCCCUAGUUAGUCGGGCGAGCUAUGAGAAUGUACUUAAAAAGUGGGUUCCCGAGCUUCAGCAUUUUGCUCCAGGAGUUCCGUUAGUAUUAGUUGGAACCAAACUGGAUCUCCGUGAGGACAAGCAUUAUUUGGCCGAUCAUCCUGGAUUGGUACCUGUAACUACUGCACAGGGAGAGGAGCUUCGCAGACAGAUUGGUGCACUAUAUUAUAUUGAAUGCAGCUCAAAAACUCAGCAGAAUGUGAAAGCUGUUUUUGAUUCGGCAAUCAGGGUAGUUAUCAAACCUGAACCAAAACAAAAGGAGAAGAAGAAAAAGCCAACUCGGGGAUGCCUAUUAAAUGUCUUCUGUGGGAGGAGGCUCGUGUGCAUGAGAUGAAGCACAGCAAGGAAUUCUCAAUUGAAUGUUUUGACUGCAAAUAUAAGAUUCGUUAAGCUGUCUGAUUUCUGAGGAUUUGAUUUACAAAACCAAUAGUCUAUUUAAAUUGCGGUACAGCAUGCUUUGAAUGUCAUUCAUUUGAUGGCAGUUAUCAGUUUCCAAUUUUUAUAUAUAACCAAUAGUUGGAAAAUUAUCUAAUAUUUUUGUAUACACAGCCUAGAUGUACUGGUAUUUUUUGAAGCUCCACUGCACUAUCUACAAAUUCUUUCACCA
Molecule: messenger RNA, 1211 nt
Organism: Mercurialis annua (annual mercury)
Lineage: Eukaryota; Viridiplantae; Streptophyta; Magnoliopsida; Malpighiales; Euphorbiaceae
Product: rac-like GTP-binding protein ARAC8
Exons: 8
Coding region: 303-938 (211 amino acids)
Biological process (GO): regulation of cell shape; cortical cytoskeleton organization; regulation of actin cytoskeleton organization
Cellular component (GO): plasma membrane; cell cortex; cytoskeleton
Molecular function (GO): GTP binding; protein kinase binding; GTPase activity
Source: RefSeq, a predicted model, not a curated record